Messenger RNA from Plasmodium coatneyi, 1692 nucleotides. RefSeq names its product Kir protein. The record is from RefSeq and is a predicted model, not a curated record. Lineage: Eukaryota; Apicomplexa; Aconoidasida; Haemosporida; Plasmodiidae. The transcript has 3 exons. Bases 1 to 1692 code for a protein of 563 amino acids.
AUGGCGCCGAAGGACGGUCCUUCGAUUGCUUUGCCCUCAGAGGAGAUGUAUGAUGCAUUAGAAAAAGGCAGAAAAUGUCACUCAGGGACGGAGGGGCAGAGUAAGUACACACAAGUGAAAACAGAAGUAGAGGGUCUAUUAGAAGUGCAUACAGAUAUUACUGAGCGCGUGAACGUAGCCAGUAAAAUUGUAAAAAACUAUUGUGACGCAUGUAUGGCGACAAACACAAGAAAGAGAGGCCACUACUUCGAACCGUGCUAUUUGUUCUAUUAUUGGUUAAGUAAGGAAAUGAAGAGCAGAAAAAAUACUUCCUCUGAUUUUUAUGAAGUCAUGGAGAAAAUUUAUCAGAAACUGAAGGAUUUCCCAUGUAAUAAUAGGUGCAGUACUAUAUACCGUCCCAGGAGUAAUACUCACUUUGAUGAAAGUAAAACACUAUUCGAUUUCGGCUAUAACUAUGAGUCUCUACAACUGCGAAAGCGGCCGGCAACUAAUGGAAACCUUUGUUGGCCACAGUAUAAGGAACACAGGGAUGCUGCUAAAACAGCUCAUGAACAGAUGGUUGGUAUUUGUGGUGGUGAUGAAACAAAGUGUCCGCAAUUUAUGAGUGCAUAUAAGCAAUAUUUUCAAAACGGGCAGCAGGAACCGCCACCGUUAAAAUGCAAUUCAACAAACGAAGUGCAGGCCGAAACAGAAUCAGAAGGCACACAUACUUCCUCCUCUUCAGAAGUGAAGGAAGACUCCGAAGACGACGAGAACGAGGACGACCUCCUCGAGGAAGGGGAAGUGGAGGAGGAAGGAGUAUUGGGGGUGGAAGAAUUGAAGAACUUACCUUCAUAUGCACAAUAUUAUGAGAAAUUCGAGCAAGGCUGGAAUAACUGUAAUGAUAAUGGUAGCGGGUGGCCGAAUCAAACAGAAGUUAAAUUAGUAGGGGGAAAUGCGAAUAUUCAGGAAGACGAUGCCAAAAAAAUUGUAGGAGCAUUAUGUUACGUGGACAGCAUGAAAAGCGUCCCUGAGGCUAAUAAUAAAUAUUGCGAUUUCUUAUAUUUCUGGGUAGGAGAUAUGUUAUGGAAAAAAUUUACGGAUGGUGGAUCAUUCCUUCAAGCUAUGAAAGCAGUUAAAAAAGCAAUGAAGGACAGCUACAAUUACCAUAAGUGCUCGUUCAAAUUUUCAAGUAAACGGAGUAAAUUUUUCAAAUACUCGAAAUAUUUGUCCGAUUAUUAUGAGAACAGAGAUUUCAUAGGGACAAAAUUAAAGAGUGGAGAGGAGCAUUGUGGUAAUGCGUACUACGAGUACUUACUGAGAGCACAAUUAGCCUAUGAUUAUGUGAAAAAUAAGUGUCCAAAUGGAAAUGAGAAUGGCUGGUGUAAGGAGUUUGAAAAAAUGUAUGGAGAAUGUAAGAAUCAGGGGAGCACGGCUCCACAGUGCAAAGUGACACAUGAACCGGAACACUCAUGUAGAAGCAGGUUCAAACCUGGAGCAGGAAAAAGUGCAUUCCAUACCGCAGAAGGGAUCUCCCCUGUUGAAACCUACCACGGAAGUAACAGCACUAUUACUGCUGUUGCCUCUUCUGCACUCGCCGUGCUGGGAACGGCAUUCAUCACUCUCUUCCUUUACAGAGUAAAUGCAGUUACAGUAGAAAUAUUAGUAAGAGAAUUUAUUAAUAUUUUCCUUGUACUUAAGAAUGAGAAAUAG